AUGACGGGGGCUGGGGGCUGCGCGGCUAUUUGCACGCUCGCCGUCCCCAAGCUGGCUGUGGAAAACAAGCCCACGGGGCUUGUCCCCCUCGCCUCGGGGCCACCAGCCACAGCCGCCCGCCGCAACGAAACCGAAGAAGUUUUUAAAGUGAAGAAAUCAAGUUACAGCAAAAAGAUUGUAAAACAGUUGAAGAAAGAAUACAAAGAAGAUCUUGAAAAAUCAAAAGUUAGAACAGAGGUCAAUUCUCCAACAGAUGUCGAAGCACCACUAGAAAAGACAGGACAGAUUAAGGAUAUAGGUCAAGAAGAUGGGACUGCAAACAGUGAGCAUGGUGAAGAAGAAAUGGAAGUUGAAAGCGAGAAGGAAGAAGAAAAACCAAAAGCCGGUGGGGCUUUUUCAAGUGCUCUGUCAUCACUGAAUGUUCUCCGCCCAGGAGAAAUUCCAGAUGCUGCUUUUAUUCAUGCCGCUAGGAAAAAGCGUCAAAUGGCUCGUGAACUUGGAGACUUUACUCCCGUUGACAGUGAACCAGGUAAAGGCCGCCUUGUUCGAGAAGAUGAAAAUGAUGCCAGUGAUGACGAAGAUGAUGACGAGAAGAGGAGGAUAGUUUUUACAGUGAAGGAAAAAUCCCAAAGGCAAAAGAUUGCUGAGGAAAUAGGUAUUGAGGGAAGCGAUGAUGAAGCACUGGUGGCAGGGGAGCAAGAUGAAGAACUCAGUAGAUGGGAGCAAGAACAGAUACGGAAAGGAAUCAACAUACCUCAGGUUCAACCAAGUCAGCCUGCUGAAGUGAAUAAUCUGUACUACCAGAACACUUACCAGACACUGUCUUAUGGUUCAUCAUAUGGCAUUCCAUACACUUACGCUGCAUAUGGAUCAUCGGAAACCAAGUCUCAAAAAACAGAUAAUACAGUUCCUUUCAAAACUCCCAGUAAUGAGAUGACUCCUGUUACUAUUGAUUUGGUAAAGAAACAGCUUAAAGACAGGUUGGACUCUAUGAAAGAAUUGCACAAAGCUAAUCGGCAGCAAUAUGAGAAACAUCAGCAAAGCCGAGAGGACUCUACCAAGGCAAUUGAAAGAUUAGAAGGGUCUUCUGGGGGUAUUGGUGAACAGUAUAAGUUUUUGCAAGAAAUGCGAGGGUAUGUCCAAGACUUGCUUGAGUGUUUCAGUGAAAAGGUGCCUCUGAUUAACGAACUUGAAUCCGCAAUGCACCAGCUGUACAAACAGCGAGCUUCCCGCCUUGUCCAAAGACGACAAGAUGAUAUUAAAGAUGAAUCUUCGGAGUUUUCAAGCCAUUCAAAUAAAGCACUGAUGGCACCAAAUCUUGAAUCUUUUGGACGAGACAGAGUGAUCUAUCAAGAACAAGUCAAGCGUCGGACUGCAGAAAGAGAGGCUAGAAGAGCUCGUCGUAGACAAGCAAGAGAGCAAACUGGGAAGAUGGCAGAUCACCUUGAAGGCCUUUCCAGUGAUGAUGAGGAAACUUCAACGGAUAUUACAAACUUCAACAUGGAGCGAGAUCGUAUAUUGAAAGAAUCCAGCAAAGUUUUCGAAGAUGUUUUGGAAAGCUUUUACUCAAUUGAUUGUAUUAAGUCACAGUUUGAAGCUUGGCGCUCAAAGUACUUUGCUUCUUAUAAGGAUGCUUAUAUUGGCCUCUGUUUACCAAAGCUGUUUAACCCUUUAAUCAGACUUCAGCUGCUUAUCUGGACUCCUUUGGAGGGCAAGUGUCGAGAUUUUGAGACUAUGCUGUGGUUUGAAUCAUUGCUGUUUUACGGCUGUGAAGAACAGGAGCAAGUGAAAGAUGACGCUGAUAUUUCACUAUUGCCUACCAUUGUAGAGAGAGUUGUUCUUCCUAAAUUAACAGUGAUUUCUGAAAAUAUAUGGGAUCCUUUUUCUACAACCCAAACAUCUAGAAUGGUAGCAAUUGUACAGAAACUGGUAGAUGGAUAUCCUUCAGUGGUGAAUGCAGAAAACAAAAAUACACAAAUGCUUUUAAAGGCAUUGUUGCUAAGAAUGAGGAGAACACUAGAUGAUGAUGUAUUCAUGCCCUUAUAUCCAAAAAACAUCUUAGAAAACAAGAACUCUGGUCCAUAUUUGUUUUUCCAACGUCAGUUUUGGUCCUCUGUUAAGUUAUUAGGAAACUUUCUCCAGUGGUAUGGAAUCCUUUCAAACAAAACUCUCCAGGAACUGUCAAUAGAUGGUCUGCUAAACAGAUACAUUCUUAUGGCUUUUCAAAACUCUGAGUAUGGAGAGGACAGCAUUAAGAAAGCUCAAAGUGUAAUUGCUUGCUUUCCUAAACAGUGGUUCGCUAAUCUAAAAGGAGACAAGACUAUUUCUCAGCUAGAAAACUUCUGUAGAUACCUUGUUCAUCUGGCUGAUACAAUUUAUAGAAACAGCAUUGGUUGCUCUGAUGUAGAGAAAAGAAAUGCGAGGGAGCACAUAAAGCAGAUCAUAAAGCUUCUAGCAAGUAUCCGAGCACUGGAUCAUGCUGUGACAGUUGCGAAUGAUCACAAUGUAAAAGAGUUAAAGAUUUUAAUAGAAGGAAAAUAGAUUUUUCCAACAACUCAUUUUGAGCUUUAAAACCAUUCCUGAUGUGUAAUUUAUGUACAUAUGUAAAGUUUCUUAAACUGUAAAGUAUUGAUCUUUGUUUUAAUACAAAGUGCAUUCUUAUAUACAGCAUCCUUAAAAAAAAAAAAAAAUUGACUUUGAAAACAAAAAUGGAAUCCCAAGAUUGUCAUCUUUACAGAAAUCAGAUUUUCCUUAAAGUUUCUCAAAAUCUUGUUUACAAAAAUACUUUGUACCCAUGAUUAGUAGUCAUCUACUCCUGUUAAUUGUUCCAUGGUUAACUGGAAUGUGUAUAAUAUAUUAUGUGUAAUACAAUGUAUGCAUUGUAUACCACCAUGUUGCUUUCACACUGGAUAUAGAGAUCUUGUACUGUUGGAAUAAGCCUUUCAUUUGCUAAAAAAAUACUUAUUUUGACAAUAAAAUGAUCAUUAUUGGUCAAAAGGGCUGGCAAAACAUUCAAAUAUGUGAAAAUCACUUGAGCUAAAGAAUAGAGACACUUUCAAAUGGAACCUGACCAUUAAAAAGCAGCUGUGC
Messenger RNA from Nipponia nippon (crested ibis), 3090 nucleotides. Lineage: Eukaryota; Metazoa; Chordata; Aves; Pelecaniformes; Threskiornithidae. The record is from RefSeq and is a predicted model, not a curated record.